AUGCUCGACUUGACCACCAAAGAUUCAGAAUCAGAAAGGGAAAAACUUCGACAACAGGGCGAUUUGGUUGUCAAGAAACUCAGCAAGUUGGCUGACCGCUAUGAAGCUUUCUGCAACGAUCUCGAGAAUCGACAUAAAUCAACUACCUCCCCCGAAACAGAUGACUCAACCAUGACAAGCGGCCUCCCGUUUUAUCUCACAACAUUUCUUCUCGACCAGUUACAAUUCGUUUCGCAGGAUUCAUGUGCACUCAUUCAACAACUGAAGCUCUCAACCAAAAAAUACAAAGGCAAGAUUGAUGUAGCUGGUACCAGAGAAAGUUUGAUUGGCCAGACAAAUGAGUUAUUCGAGUGGAUUGACAAGUCUAUUUAUUGGCUGAGAGGGUCUGAGUUUGAUCUUGUUCAAGCGUUUUGGCCAAACGAGAUACGUGGUUUCGAUGAACAACUGGAAGUAAUUUUGGCUAUGAUGGAUCCCACAAUUGUCUUGGAACAAAAUACGCCUCUAUCUAGGAGAAGACCUCUCAGACUCAGUGAACCAGCCGUCGAGCUGGCCAAGACUGUUGUACCGCUCAUCAAACUCACAAGGCUUUUUUUCAACAAAUUAUCAGAACGGGGAAUGAACAGAAAACGCCUACCACUUUUUACAACGUUGUGCUCCUAUCAACUAGAAAUUAUCGGAGGAGUGGCGGGAGACAUUGGAUGUAAACUCGCAGAUAUAUUGGAGAUCUUAUGCAAAGCCGACGAAUAUGACGAAGAAGACACCAAUGAAGUGGUCACGAAGAAACUCAAGGAAAUCGAAUCUUGUUUUGAAUCUUCUUUCCUCCUUAUCCUGCUUCACUUUGUUCCGAUCAUCCCGGACACCGACGGUAAUCCGGUUCAGAAUUACUUCAAGAACUGGUUCGCCACUUGGAACACACAAUUCACUCUAGCAAUCAACAACGUUCUAGAUGCUAGCCAAGCUUAUCAAGAUUCCGGCCAAUUUACAUAA
Messenger RNA from Puccinia triticina, 987 nucleotides. RefSeq lists its product as uncharacterized. NCBI's taxonomy places the organism in Eukaryota, Fungi, Basidiomycota, Pucciniomycetes, Pucciniales, Pucciniaceae. The transcript is spliced from 3 exons. The coding region runs from base 1 to 987 and encodes 328 amino acids. The record is from RefSeq and is a predicted model, not a curated record.